AUGGUUCGUUUUAAAAAUCGUUGGGUUCUAUUCCAACUCGUAGAGGAUCCAGUUCUCGAGCAUGGCAAAGUAGUCUAUCCCAAGACACAACUCGAACUAACUGACGCCAUGAUAAGCAAAACCAUUUUCCAAGCAAUCGAACUCAAUUAUGGACACUUUGGCAAAGGUCAAGGGAAUGUGACAGUGAAAUGGUAUAAUUCAAUCACACGUAUUGGUAUUCUUCGAGUGCCCCGAGAUUAUACAGACAUGUACCUGUCCACCAUCUUCUUUAUAAAGCAAAUUGGCAAUAUGGCAUGCAGUUUUAGUAUUUUGCGUGUAUCAGGCACAGUGAUUUUUAUACAACAAGCAGCCAUUGAAUGGGACCGACGAUUUUAUUUGAAAGAACAGGCAGAAGCAGAAAAGAAAGGAGAGCAUUACAGUGCCAUUGACAAGAUUGAAGCAUCUAAAAAGACAUUAGCAGCACUUUCAUAA
Molecule: messenger RNA, 471 nt
Organism: Gilbertella persicaria
Lineage: Eukaryota; Fungi; Mucoromycota; Mucoromycetes; Mucorales; Choanephoraceae
Exons: 3
Coding region: 1-471 (156 amino acids)
Biological process (GO): tRNA 5'-leader removal
Cellular component (GO): ribonuclease P complex
Molecular function (GO): ribonuclease P RNA binding
Source: RefSeq, a predicted model, not a curated record